This is a messenger RNA of Annulohypoxylon maeteangense, 804 nucleotides long. RefSeq lists its product as uncharacterized. Gene Ontology annotation, molecular function: oxidoreductase activity, acting on NAD(P)H, oxygen as acceptor. The transcript is spliced from 3 exons. The record is from RefSeq and is a predicted model, not a curated record. Gene Ontology annotation, cellular component: intracellular anatomical structure. Bases 1 to 804 code for a protein of 267 amino acids. Lineage: Eukaryota; Fungi; Ascomycota; Sordariomycetes; Xylariales; Hypoxylaceae.
AUGGUCCUCUAUCAGCUCGCGGACGUGGAGACCCCGGUUCUCUCACAAUUCUCCCUCAAAGGCAAAAUCGCAAUCGUUACGGGAGGUUCAAGAGGGAUUGGCCUGCAGGUAGUUACUGGCUUGGCAGAGGCCGGUGCAGAUGUCGCAUUCAUCUAUAAAAGCAGUACAGAUGCAGCUGAGACUGCUGCAUCUGUAGCCAGGAAGACUGGCCGGCGUGUCCAAGCUUAUCAGUCAGAUGUGACGGAUCGGGCGCGCAUCGCCAAUACAAUCAGACUGAUCACGGAGGAAUUCGGAAACGGCCGGGUGGAUAUCGUCGUCGCUAAUGCCGGUGUCUGUGCCAAUGUCCCGUCGCUAGAAUACACGGAAGAGAGUUGGCAUUAUAUGAACAGUGUGAAUUACGACGGGGUAAUGUGGACCGCCUUAGCUACCGGUCAGCUGUUUAAAAAGCAAGGGAGAGGGACCUUCAUUAUCACAGCAUCUGUCAGUGCGACGCUCGUGAAUACACCGCAGACGCAGGCUGGGUAUAAUGCUUCUAAAGCUGGCGUGCUUCAAUUAGCUCGAAGCCUGGCAGUCGAAUGGGCGGAUUUCGCACGGGUAAAUUGCGUGUCUCCAGGAUACGUUCUAACUGAAAUGGUAACGAAGCAGCCAAAGGAGUUGAUGGACAUAUGGUUAGGUCAGAUCCCUGGCCGCCGAGCUUGUCACCCGGCAGAAUUGAAAGGCACAUAUGUCUUCCUAGCAAGCGACGCGUGCUGCUACAUGACGGGUUCGAAUUUGAUAAUCGAUGGAGGCUUCACCAUACCUUAG